Molecule: messenger RNA, 3551 nt
Organism: Abrus precatorius (Indian licorice)
Lineage: Eukaryota; Viridiplantae; Streptophyta; Magnoliopsida; Fabales; Fabaceae
Product: leucine-rich repeat extensin-like protein 4
Exons: 1
Coding region: 302-2458 (718 amino acids)
Molecular function (GO): protein binding
Source: RefSeq, a predicted model, not a curated record
GUCCUUUUGAUGAAUUAUUUCAUGCCCACUCUCUCUCUCUCUUCACACUCAUAUACGCUCUCACACAGUUCCAAAAUCCCUAAAAACAAAACCCCCUUCUCUCUCUCUCUCUCUCUCUCUUUCGGGAAGCCCCCAACACCGAAAUCCAUUUCUUCAUAGCUGCAUUUUAUUCAGAUCUCAAGGUGGAAACUUUCCCAAAACCCCACUUGAAAUCUUGAUAUUAGGGGAAGAGAGGAGUGAGUGUACAACUGAAGAACAGCAUUUGCCACUGUGAUUUGCUGCAUCAAAUGCCUCAUGUGAGAUGAGGAAGAAAGGCUAUUCCUAUUCCAACCUUCUUCUCCUCAUUGCUUUGUUCAUAGCCACACUCUCUCUCAGUGCCUCAUCGCUUUCAAUCUCACACAAUGGAGCCCUCACAGACGCAGAAGCCUCGUACAUCAAACAAAGACAACUUCUCUACUACAAGGACGAGUUCGGCGACAGAGGAGAGGAAGUAACCGUAGACCCUUCUCUCGUUUUCGAGAACAACCGCAUCAGAAACGCUUACAUAGCCUUGCAAGCGUGGAAGCAAGCCAUUCUAUCCGAUCCCAAGAACCUCACCGGAGACUGGGUCGGUCCCAAUGUCUGUAAUUACACCGGCGUUUUCUGCGCUCCUGCGCCGGACAACCGCAAGAUCCGCACCGUCGCCGGCAUUGACCUCAACCACGGCGACAUUGCCGGAUACCUUCCGGAAGAACUCGGUCUGCUCGUCGAUUUAGCGCUCUUCCACAUCAACACCAACCGCUUUUGCGGCACAGUGCCUCACAAGUUUGACAAGCUCAAAAUCCUAUUUGAAUUAGAUCUCAGCAAUAACCGCUUCGCCGGGAAGUUCCCCAACGUGGUGCUGCACUUGCCGAAACUCAAGUUUCUAGAUCUGAGGUUUAACGAAUUCGAAGGAACGGUGCCUAAAGAGCUCUUCGAUAAAGACUUCGACGCGAUCUUCAUCAACGACAACCGCUUCGUCUUCGACUUGCCGGACAAUUUUGGGAACUCGCCGGUGUCCGUGAUUGUGCUGGCGAACAACCGUUUCCACGGGUGCGUGCCGGCGGGAAUAGGCAACAUGAAGAGGCUGAAUGAGAUUAUUCUGAUGAACAAUAAUUUCCGGUCAUGUUUGCCGGCGGAAGUGGGGUUGUUGAAGAACUUGACAGUGUUCGACGUGAGCUUCAACCAGUUGUUGGGGCCAUUGCCGGAGGCUAUUGGAGGUGCGGUGAGUUUGGAGCAACUGAAUGUGGCUCACAAUAUGCUCUCUGGGAAGAUUCCUGAGAGCAUUUGUAAGCUUCCAAAUUUGCAGAACUUUACUUAUUCUUAUAACUUCUUCACCGGCGAGCCGCCCAAGUGUCUCGCCUUGCCGGCUUUUGAUGACCGGAGAAACUGCUUGCCGGCGAGACCGUUCCAGCGUUCGGCUGCGCAAUGUAAGCGGUUUUUGUCUCACCCUGUGGAUUGCAACUCAUUUAAGUGUAAGCCUUUUGUUCCUUCCUUGCCUCCUCCUCCACCACCGUCACCUGUUUAUAUUCCACAUUCUCCCCCACCACCAGUUUACUCUCCGCCACCGCCUCCGCCUCCGCCAGUAUACUCUCCACCACCGCCUCCGCCAGUGUAUUCACCGCCACCUCCACCACCUGUGUACUCUCCACCGCCACCACCUCCUCCUCCACCACCGGUUUAUUCUCCACCGCCGCCACCGCCACCACCUCCACCACCGGUUUAUUCUCCACCGCCGCCGCCGCCUUCACCUCCCCCUCCGCCACCGCCGGUAUAUUCUCCACCACCACCACCGCCUUCUCCUCCCCCACCGUCACCACCACCACCUUCGCCGCCUCCUCCCGUGUCAUCACCGCCUCCGCCACCAUCGCCUACUCCAUCGCCACCAUAUUGUGUAAGGUCUCCACCACCUCCGCCACCAAGUCCACCACCGCCGUCACCUCCACCAGCUCCGGUUUUCUCCCCACCGCCACCUGUGCCCUACUAUUAUAGCUCACCUCCGCCACCGCCGCCGCACUCGCCGCCUCCGCCACCACCUCACUCACCCCCGCCACCGGUUUAUCCCUAUCUAUCACCGCCGCCACCUCCUCCAGUUCACUCUCCACCUCCACCAGUCCAUUCACCACCACCACCUUGUAUAGAAUCACCUCCGCCACCACCUCCUUGUAUAGAACCACCACCUCCACCACCAUCCCCACCACCCUGUGAAGAGCAUUCACCACCACCACCAUCACCACAUCCUGCUCCUUACCUACCACCACCAUCCCCAUCACCUCCACCACCCCCUCUUCUAUAUAGUUCACCACCACCUCCACCUCCCACUCCUGUUUAUUACUACAAUUCACCGCCGCCGCCGCCACCUGCGCCUGUAUAUGAAGGGCCUUUGCCACCUGUAAUCGGAGUGUCAUAUGCAUCUCCUCCUCCACCACCCUUUUAUUGAUUCUUUUGAGAACUUUUCUCCUCUAACCCCUUAGCAAUCAAAUCAAAAACAUUCCAAGUUCACACUUUUAUUAUUGAUAUUGUUAUUGCUGCCCAUUUCUUCUUCCUGUGCCAUGUCAAGUAUGCAAAUGCGACUCUCGUCGCAUGUUUAGGGGCAGAGAGAAACAACAAGGGUUUGUCUAAGGCUGCAUGUUUUCAAUAGAGAAAAGGUUACAGUGGAUUCAGGUAAGAGGAGAAAGUCUCUCCAUAUUGAUUUGAAUUGUUAUGGAUAUUCGAGUUGUGAAAUAAAAAUGGCAGAGAAAGAGUAGGUUGCAGAGAAAAAUGUGUAUGUAUAGGGAUCAAUUUGGAGACCAUAGUUUCAGGGUUGCAAAGACAGUGGCACUUCUGCUGCUGCUGCAUGUUUGUGGAGUUUAUUGUUAUUGUCUCUCUUAUAUCAUACUUUUUUUACUUUUUUUAAUUUUGUUUCUUUUGCUUUGCAAUUUAUAGUAUAAUUUAUGAACAUUUUACAUGUAUUGAUUUUCUGAAUUGAGGUCAUUCCUUUCUCUUCUCAGUGUCUCAAAAUAUUUCUCUGCUAUGGGAAUGUUGUGUGUGCUUUUGCUUCACUUACCUGCAUUUGUAUUGUUAAUGAGACUAGCAUACUUUCUCAUAUGACCAGUAUGUGUUUGUUUGCACCUUUUGGAGCAAUACGCCUUAAUAUGGUUUUAGCAAAAUUUCAUUCUAUCCAUUAUCUUUGCAAAAAGUAAAAGAGAAACAUUUUCUAUGUAAAUUCGUUUACAACAUUACGAAAUGAAUAAGAUGUUAUGAAAUUUGUUUAGCCUAAGAAUUAAUUGCAGUUGGGCCUGUAAUUAUGGUGGUGUUAUCAAAGAUUAUGCUUGCGGUUUGAAAUGGUCCUCAAUCUUGGAUCGAGGUUUUGUGACUGCAGGUCCACAUUUCAGGUCUCCAUGGUGGGACCUGAAUAGCCAUCCCAAGAACCACAUUUCAUUUAUUUAAUUUGAUGAACCCUUCUUUUUCACUUGAUUAGCGGUAUCGUUUAAGAUUACACCCCAUGUGCACCUUUCGUCACAACUCUCAUAUUUGAAUUCAAAUCUGUUUAC